UCUCCGCUUCUGCUCCCAAACUCCGCGUAGGCCUUGGACUCCGUGGCCCGCGCAGCGCCGGGGCCCUUCCAGGAGCCGAGCCCCCGGCGCCCCGCACGGGCGUCGGGUUUAGGUUGCCCCCGCGAGCCCGGUCCCCGCCGAGGGAAGGGCAGCCCCAGUCCCGGGACGGGGAGGGGAGCCGGCGGACGCGACUCGUCACCGGGUCUGCUGCUUCUGCCCUGGUGCCUUUCUGACCUCGGGGUCUGAGUUCUUCCCUUCCCGGGAGCCACCGACUCCUGCUGGUCCGCCCAGUCGGCUAUUUGCCGCGGAUGCCUGAGGCUGUCUCCUUUACCAGCUGACGCGCGGGGCAGGGUGCUUCUCACCCGCUUUGGAUCCCCAGGCUCCCGCAGCCUGCCCUGCGCCCGAUCGGUGAACCUCCGCAUUUAAAUGAGUUGAGGGACGGGAGGCUAAAACCUUGUUCUAAGUCGUGACUCUGAACACCUCCUCGUUGGAUGCCCAGAACAUUUUGUAAACUCUGAGUCCGUUUCUUAUUCGUAAAACUUAAUGGCACCCAAUCUUAGGACCGCGGAAAGAGUUCAUUGCUUAGCAUGAAGAGUUUUGCAAGUGUUGAUUAUUAUUACGUGAAGUAGAAAAGGAAAUUGAAUAAGCGCCCCACUUCCAACAAGUUGAAGAAGGGAGGGAGUUCGGGGGGGGGGUGUGCCAGAAGAAACAAGAAGGAAAAGGGGGUGCACUGUAUGUGCAACAGGAGUGGACCCCACUGGGGACAACGAAAGACUGCUCCUUCCUGGCUAAAACUCAAAAUUGCCUAAAGAUAAAUGUCGCCUCUUCAGACACAGGAGCCUCUCUCUGCCAGCUUCCCAGAGACAAAGUUUAAAGGUUAAGUAGACUGGGUUUAAAAGUAAAACUUAUCAUGGUAUCCAGUUGUGUAUAAAUUCCACCGAGUCUGAGCGAAGCACUUCAGUGGCUGAGUGAACGUCCCUUUGAGAUGUCACUGUCACGGCCACAUUCCUAUUGCCCGAGGCGGUCUCCUCAGCCUCCUUGGGCUGGGCCGGUGUGUAAAUCUCUGAAGCAGAAGCGGAUGUGCAUUUCACUCUGCCCACGGGCAGGGGCCUGUGAAAUGCCUAAGGACCCCCUGAAGGCCAUUCUGUUAGAGUUGGAAUGUCACUUUACAUGGAAUUUACUUAAGGAAGACAUUCUGUUUGAUGUGGAAAAUACAAUCGGGCAGCAGCUUGAGUUUCUUACCACAGAAUCCAGACUCACUCUUUACAACCUAUUGGCCUAUGUGAAACACCUAAAAGGGCAAAAUGAAGAUGCCCUGGCGUGCUUGGAACAAGCAGAAGACAUAACCUGGAGAGAACACCCGGACAAAGAAGAAAUACGGCGUCUGGUCACUUGGGGAAACUAUGCCUGGGUGUACUAUCACAUGGACCAGCUUAAGGAGGCACAGAGGCAUGUAGACAAGAUAGGGGCUGUCUGCAAGAAACGGUCCAGUCCUUCUGACUACAAGUUGGAGAGUCCUGAGAUUGAAUGUGAAAAAGGGUGGGCAUUCUUGAAAUUUGGAGGAAAGUAUUACCAGAAGGCUAAAGCGGCUUUUGAGAAGGCUCUGGAAGCGGAACCUGACAAUCCAGAAUUCAGCAUUGGCUACGCCAUCACGGUGUAUCGGCUGGAUGACGGUAACAGAGGAGGGCCUGCAAGGAGCUUGUCUCUGGGCCCGCUGAGGAAGGCUGUCACCCUGAACCCAGAUAACGCCUACAUGAAGGUUUUACUGGCGCUGAAGCUUCAAGAUGUACAUGCAGAAGCUGAAGGGGAAAGGCACAUUGAAGAAAUCCUGGACCAGAUAGCUUCCCAACCUUACGUCCUUCGUUAUGCAGCCAAAUUCUACAGGAGAAAAAAAUCCUGGGACGAAGCUCUUGGACUUUUGAAAAAGGGCUUGAAGGCGACGCCCACGUCCUCGUUCCUGCAUCACCAGAUGGGACUCUGCUAUAGGGCACAAAUGAUCCAGAUCAAGAAGGACACGUGCAACAGGCCUAAAGGGGAGGAUAAACUGAGAGUCGACAGGCUUAUUGCGAUGGCUCUCUCUCAUUUCAAAGCAGCUGUGGAACGAGACUCCACGUUUGCGUUUGCCUACACGGACCUGGCCAACAUGUACGCUGAGGGAGGCCAGUAUAGCAAGGCUGAAGACGUUUUCCAGAAAGCCCUUCACCUGGAGAACAUAACUGAUGAUCACAGACAUCAGAUCCACUAUUACUAUGGCCGCUUUCAGGAAUUUCACUGUAAAUCAGAAAGUACUGCCAUCCACCAUUAUGUAGAGGCCUUGAAGCUUAGAGACCGGUCACUCCUCCGGACCAAACUAACAAGUGCUCUGAAGAAAUUGGCUGUCAAGAUACUUAGUCACGAUGCUUCAGAUGUGCAGAGUUUAUGUGCCCUGGGGUUUGUUUACAAGCUGGAGGGAGAAAAGAGGCAAGCUGCUGAGUUCUAUGCUCGGGCCCAGGGGGUAGACCCAGAAAAUGCAGAGUCCCUUGCUGCUCUCUGUGAGCUCAGACUUUGUAUUUAAAUACACACUCUAGGAAAUUACUUUGAAGAUUUUCUCCUCAUUGUGGGUUCAAGUAUUCUUGUUCAUUGUUUUAAUCUAUUGUUAAUUGUAGAGCCGAUUUUUAUUGAAUGUUUACUGUGUAGCAGGCAUCAUGCUAAAUAUGAAUCUUUCACUGUUUUUUUUUUCUAAUGAAAAUAGUGUAAUCCAUUUGGCAACAAAAACAUUCCAGAUGUUGUUACCUUUCAAAAAUGGGAGGGCUGUUAUGACUUUACACCUCGAUCUCUGCUAUUUAUAAUAAUUUUCUGAUAAAUUUUUUGUCAAAUUUCACAUAUUGCUCACUUAUGCAACAAGCAUAAUCUUGCCGUAAGCCUUUGACCCCUAGGUCAAGAACGGACUUUCGGCAAAAUGGAAAAUUCUGUUAGUUAAGCUCUUAACUGUGUAGCUUGCCAAAGAUGGAUCCUAUCCAGUUCUGACUCUGAGGAAGGUAUUGAACCAUGAGCCCGCUAGUCACUUAAAGAAUCCUCUUUGUUGAAAGAAAAAGUUCUGAACAGUAAAAAGUCUGCUGUCUGUGAUGACCUCAAUGAAAGGAGAAAAAAACUAGAACAGGGGAAAAAAGAUUUCUUUAAAUAC
This is a messenger RNA of Herpailurus yagouaroundi (jaguarundi), 3163 nucleotides long. RefSeq names its product interferon-induced protein with tetratricopeptide repeats 5-like. NCBI's taxonomy places the organism in Eukaryota, Metazoa, Chordata, Mammalia, Carnivora, Felidae. The coding region runs from base 986 to 2554 and encodes 522 amino acids. Gene Ontology annotation, cellular component: cytosol. Gene Ontology annotation, molecular function: protein binding; RNA binding. The transcript is spliced from 2 exons. The record is from RefSeq and is a predicted model, not a curated record. Gene Ontology annotation, biological process: defense response to virus.